AUGAGUGAUAUGGCAUCAUCUCCUCAAACUGCUGUUCAUCCUUCAUCCUCUCAACGCGCUCGACUAAUUUCAUAUUGUCCUGCUAUUGAUAAGAGUUCUGAGGAGUGGAAGUCAUCUACUAAGAUGGAAACCCUUGUCGGAUGUGAGCAAGAGCUCGCCAAGCUCUUAGACACUGCCGAUCCAGAGAAACUCGAGCAUUACCGCAAGGAGCUCUCCGGAUUCCGUAAUCUUUUCGCUCGUUUCCUUCGUGCCAGAACUCAUGUUGAUUGGAGCAAAAUUGAACCUUUACCUGAGGGAUCGAUCCGUGCCUACAAGCACCUGACCAAGCCAGAGGGACAGGAGAUCUCCAAGAUGUUGAAUAAGCUUGUUGUAGUCAAGCUCAACGGAGGUCUUGGAACCUCAAUGGGUUGCAAAGGACCAAAGUCUGUUAUCCCUGUUCGCAACGAUCUGACCUUCUUAGAUCUGACCAUGCAGCAGAUUCAGACAUUGAACAAUCAAUACGGAGUGGAUGUUCCAUUGGUCUUGAUGAACUCUUUCAAUACCGAUGAUGAUACACAAAAGGUGUUGAAGAAGUAUGCUAAUGUCAAGGUAUCUGUGCAUACAUUCUGCCAAUCUCAAUACCCUCGUAUCAAUCGCGAAACGUUAAUGCCCGUCGCCAAAAGUCUGAGCAACGACGAACAUGAUUGCUGGUAUCCACCUGGUCACGGUAACUUCUAUGAGGCUUUCAACAACUCUGGACUUCUUGAUAAGUUCCUCCAAGAUGGCAAAGAAUACUGCUUCCUCUCCAACAUUGAUAAUCUUGGAGCCACUGUUGAUGUUAACAUUCUUAACUCUCUUAUCAAUCCCCAGGAAGGACAUAUCGAGCCUGAAUUCUUGAUGGAGGUUACUGAUAAGACCAGAGCUGACGUCAAGGGAGGUACCCUUAUUCAAUAUGAAAACCGUCUUAUGCUUUUGGAAAUCGCUCAAGUUAACAAAGAUUAUGUUGAUGAGUUCAAGUCUAUUAGCAAAUUCAGAAUUUUCAAUACUAAUAACCUCUGGGCCAAACUGUCUGCCAUCAAGCGAGUUGUCGAUAAUGGCGAACUCUCUAUGGAAGUCAUUGUUAACCCUAAGCAUCUCGACCGUGGCCUCGAUGUCAUCCAGCUUGAGACAGCAGCAGGAGCUGCUAUUCAAAGCUUCAAGGGAGCCUGCGGAAUUAAUGUGCCACGAUCACGUUUCUUGCCUGUGAAAAAGACUUCCGAUUUACUUCUUUUGAUGUCAAAUCUUUACGACAUCGAUAACGGUAACCUAACUCUCUCGGAGCACAGAUCAUUCCCAACUACUCCAUUGGUCAAAUUAGGCAGUAGCUUUGAUAAGGUUAAAGACUUCUUGAGCCGCUUCCAAGGUAUUCCUGAUCUGUUGGAGUUGGAUCACUUGACAGUAUCCGGCGAUGUAACAUUCGGUAAAGAAGUCUCUUUGAAAGGAACAGUCAUCAUCAUUGCCAAUCAUGGUGAUCGCAUUGAUAUUCCACCCGGCUCUCUAUUAGAAAACAAGAUUGUAUCUGGUAACUUGAGAAUUCUUGAACAUUAA
Molecule: messenger RNA, 1566 nt
Organism: Auanema sp. JU1783
Lineage: Eukaryota; Metazoa; Nematoda; Chromadorea; Rhabditida; Rhabditidae
Source: the annotation of a GenBank genome assembly